Molecule: messenger RNA, 1827 nt
Organism: Dimorphilus gyrociliatus
Lineage: Eukaryota; Metazoa; Annelida; Polychaeta; Dinophilidae
Source: the annotation of a GenBank genome assembly
GUUUAUAUGGAAACGAGUAAAGAACUAUGGAUAAAAAUAAGAGUAGUCGACAAAAUUCAUCAUUAGAUAAGAAAAGGCGUUUAAUUAGAUCGAAAGACUCAUCGAGGGCCGAGGAUGAGUUUAUGGCCGCCGCUAUCGGCGAUGUAGAGUGGCUUAAGCAGUCGCUGCGCCUGAAUGGUGGUGAAAUUAAUUACGAUAAAAAUGGUUUCGCUCCAAUUCACUUGUCUGCCAUUCACGGACGCUUAGAAUGUCUUAAAUUUUUGAUUGAAAAGCAAAACACGGAUGUCAAUUUGCCUUCAACAACAGGAUGGCGUCCUGUACAUUUAUGCAUCAGUAAUCAAACUGGGAAGAGAGCGUACAAUUGUUUGACCUAUUUGCUUACGAAGGGUGCUGAUCAUUCUGUGUAAGACUUAUUAAGUUUAUAAUAUAUUCCAUUCACGAAACUGUGAAUAAAUUGACAACAACAGGAAAAAUGAUGAUGGAUUAACACCGGCUCAUCAGGCGGCUAGUGAAGGACAUGUUCAGUGCCUGAAGGCGUUAAUAGAAUGUAUGGCGAAUGUAGAUGAACGAGACAAUAGGGGCCACACGCCAAUGGAUUUGGCAAAGCUUUGGGGGCAUAGGCAGUGCGCUAGAACACUAGCUAUGGAAGUUUGGCAUCAAAAGAAGGAAUUUCAAGCUAAGGAAUUACAAUAUCUACAAAAGUUAAAAAUGGCUGAAGUAUUAAGAGAGAUUGAGAUUGAAGAGAAGCUACUCUUCGAGAGCCAAGGCUUAAAAAAGAAAGAGAUUAAAAAAUCUGACGAACAAAAUGUAAAAAAACAACAAACUGCUGCAGAGAAUCAACAAAGUCCUUAUGACCCGUUCGCUCAUAAAGACCGUUUAAAUUCAAAAACCGGAAAAGUUUCAAAGCCAAAUAGUAGAAUUCUAAAACAACAACGGAAGGAAAGGCCUCCUUCCGUAAAACGUCCAAACCUAUCGAGUAGACAAAGCGGUCGAUCGGUUGUGACAGAUAGUAGCGAUACGGGCUUAUACGAGCGUAAUCAACCAUCUGUUGAAAAUCAACCCCUAGAAGAGGGAAACUUAGAAGAUGGCUGUGAACUUGGAAGAACUGGUUUCUAUAAUCCUAAUUCGUGGAAUCCAUCUACGCACAUCAAACCAAAAGAUUAUUUAACGGAUUUAGCCGACGAUUAUCCUCGCGAUGAAUAUACUAAAUUACCGAGAUUGCGCGAUCUUCUCCGCACUCCUGCUUAUGUUGCAUCGAUCAGAGAGAAGGCAGAGAAAUUGGGUGUGGACGUUGAUAAGUUGAAAGACGAACUAAUGAAGGAAGAAAAGGAGAAGAAAUGGGAAAAAUCUGUGCUCCAUAAACCAAAAAAUAUUGAAUAUUCUCAGACUAAACGAAAAUAUGAAACUCCAUUCGCGCUAACAUCAGAAGCUCCUUUUCAUUUGAUUGGAGAUUCGAAUAGUCUUCUUGUCCGCCUUAACAUAAUAGAAGAGCGUAUACCACCUACACCGUCGACAACCCUAUCAGCUCUAUCCGUAAAUCACGUUUCAGAUUCAGAUGAUAUAAUUCGAGAACAACGCGACAGAAUAGCUAAAAGUAUGCCGAAAAGAGGUCAAAUAGGUUAUUAAAACAUUAACAAUUGAAGAAGAAUAAUAUCUAUAUAAUAAUAAAUAAAUAAUCGUAAAGAUGGUUGAAAAAGUAUGUUAUAAUAAAUAAUUAUAUUGAAAGAACAAAUCAGCGCAAAAAUAUAUUUCUUAAUAUGUUUCAAACGCAAAGCAAAGAAUCAUUGCACUAAUUCAAUUCUUUUUGCUGCAUGCAAAGUGAGUACG